Messenger RNA from Nelumbo nucifera (sacred lotus), 1353 nucleotides. Its product is annotated as epoxide hydrolase 2. Lineage: Eukaryota; Viridiplantae; Streptophyta; Magnoliopsida; Proteales; Nelumbonaceae. Gene Ontology annotation, molecular function: catalytic activity. The record is from RefSeq and is a predicted model, not a curated record.
AUGUAGGGGACAAAAGUCAGAGGAUGGAGAAGCUUUCAUUUUAGCCAUCAAUCUUGAAUCAUUCAUUGCCUACACACACUCUCUCUCCCUCGCUAAAAAAAGUAGUUGGUUCUACUGAUCGAUCUCCUGUUUUAAUGUUUUACUUAUUGAUCUCUCCUCUAUCUAGUCUGAAACUUUGAAACUAAAGUAGAAAAUUAGAACACAGGAUAGUAGUGAGUAGUAACCGAAGGAAGAAGAAGAGUGAGUAAGUAGCUAAGGGAGAAAGAAUGGAUGAUAGUGUAGUGCAUAGCAGGAUUAAGACGAACGGGAUAUGGAUCCACAUAGCAGAGAAAGGGAGGGGGCCUCUAGUUCUUCUCCUCCAUGGCUUCCCAGAGCUCUGGUUUUCGUGGCGUCACCAGAUAACCCACUUGGCCAACAACGGUUAUCAUGUCGUGGCACCUGAUAUGAGAGGCUACGGUGACUCCGAUUCUCCACUUCACCCCUCCUCUUACACUGUUUUUCAUCUCGUUGGCGACUUCAUUGGCCUUCUCGACCAUUUUAACCAACAGAAGGCAUUUGUAGUAGGUCAUGACUGGGGAGCAGUCGCUGCUUGGUAUCUCUGCCUCUUCAGGCCCGAUAGAGUUAAAGGAUUAGUGAGUUUGAGUGUCCCUUUCUACCCGCGCUCUCCCACCUCCACUGAUGUCGAUUCCAUGACACAAAUGUUUGGAGAUGACUUUUACAUUUCUCAGUUUCAGGAGCCAGGGAGGGCGGAGAAGGCGUUUGCACGUUAUGAUUACUUGACAGUGAUGAAGAAGUUCAUGCUCAUUAGCAAGACUGAACCUCUGGUCGCUCCUCCUCGCAUGGAAAUCAUUGAUUAUCUGCAGACUCCACCAUUACCCUUGUGGAUUUCGGAGGAGGAACUCCAGUUUUAUGCAGACAAGUUUCAGGACUCGGGAUUCACUGGUCCCUUGAACUACUAUCGUGCAAUGAACCUGAAUUGGGAACUUCUUGCACCAUGGCAGGGAGAAAAAGUUACAGUUCCGACCAAGCUCAUAGUAGGCGACAAGGAUAUUGGGUUUGAAUCAUUUGGUACGAAGGACUACAUUGAGGGAGAUGUUUUCAAGAGCCUCGUACCAAACCUUGAAGUUGUCAUCAUCGACGGUCACCAUUUUAUCCAACAAGAGAAAGCUCAACAAGUCUCCGAUGAAAUUUUAUCCUUCCUUCGCAAACUAUCCAUUGCAUAGAAAGUGUUGCUUGGGUUCAAGCUAUAGUUAAUACAAGUCAUGCACCAAAGAAUCCAGGCUCUCCUUUCUGUAAUAAAUCAGUAUUUAUGUUUCCAUUAUUCCCAUGAAUCUGUUUUUGGCUUUUAAUUUA